UGUUACAGAAGAACUGAAACUCUGAAAGACGACAAGGUUAUGGCAACGGCAGAAAACGCCGAUUGACCCUGAACAGAUGUAUUGAUUGUACGGUCUUCCUUAUCAUAAUUAAACAAUUUAAACAUUUUACAUCAACGAAUAUUUAGUUUGCUGGCAACCAAAGUUUUCCUUGCAUAAUCUAAGAAAAUUUUCUAAGAAAAUGGAGGAGGUUGAUGUGUUUGUGACUGAUCCUACGACUUUGGAUGCAGAAGUGUAUGAUCUUUGGCUAUAUGGGCUUACAGAAGGAGAAGCAGCUGAUCAUUUGAUAAAGCGUCGACAUUUUGAACAUGUUGCAGCAUCACCUUCAAUCAUAGCCAGUGAUAUUUCAGAUCAAUACCGGGUUUAUCAUGUCUUGGAACAUUUUCUUCCAACACCUACAUUGUUAGCAACCCAGCAAAUGCUUCAAAUUCCCGCAGUCAUUCAGAACAGGCUGAUUGAAAGAUACUAUGAAUUUGAUAAUAUUGUUGUGAGAGAACUUUUGGGAAAAAAGUUGACAACAAGGUUAAGAAAGGAUCUGGAUGACAUAUCUGAAAGAUGUGACAUUCCUUUAAAGAGUUGUAGGCGGCAAUAUGAUAAUGUAAAGAAUGUUUUCAAAGCAGUAGAAGACUCCCCUGGAGAUUUGGUAUCUAUUAUCAAAACAGAGUUUCUGCUAUCAGAAAGAUUGUCAAAGUCUUAUGCAUGCAUCGUGUUUAUGUCAUACCACAAAUUUGAAACAACGAAGAAAAAACUGUCAAGUCUAACAUUUGCUGAUUGGGCUUUUUGUAUCGAUCAGCUGAUAUCUAAAUGGACAACGACGUCUACUGAAGCAACUGACUCGGAUACUGCCUUAGACAUGGAGAAAAAUUUUCUUCAAGAACUUAGAGACCUGAAAGUGUUUACAUCCGAUAAGGAUAUUGCGGACGAACAUAAAAGAGCAGUCGUUGAUCAACUAAAAACCAAAGAUUCGGGGGAGGCUGCUAAACUCUACGAACCUCAUGUUAAGAAUUUUGAGCGCAUCUUAAUCAAUAUUGGUGCUGGACUUAUUCAUCAAAAAGACAUGAAGGACGUGUUCCUUGAUUUGGUUGAAAAGUUCAUAGAGCCAUGUAAGCAGCUGAAGUUGAAUGUGAGUGGUUUAUCCAUGUUUCUACUGGCCCUCUUGACCACUUGUGAAAAGCUAAUUUCAGUUGAGAGAGCAGGCCUGUCUCGCCUAGUACCAGUCUACAUUCGUUAUCUUACUGUAGUACACAAGUGCAUUGUACGGAUCUAUCCGGCACUAUGAGUGAAAUGGCGCUUGUUGAGAUAACAUGGCACCCGAAUACUGCAUACGGAAGAUUUUGGAGCCCUUACUCUUUCAUUCCCCACUUUCCUCCGAUAUUCUGCAGACUUCACGGGAACUUAUGCUCUAAUUACUAUGACAACCACCUUUUUUACAAACAUGAACUUCUGGACAUGUUACAUUAUCAAGAUAUGUGUUUGGCUGAUGGGGGUAAAAGUGCUAGAUACUGAUUUUCAAUGGAAGAAGAUUGUUAAGAAGCAGCUUGCUUGUCCAAACUAAAAAAAACUCAGCCAGCAUCAUUUGGUAUUUGCUCAAUGGACAUUUGUACUGAUAUAUAUUAUACUGACGUCAAGAGACAUGGUUUUCUAACAAAAAGGCUUCCCUGAAGCGCGAAAUACUUUAGAUUUUAAAAUUUCCUUCAUAUAUUUGAAAGUAGACUUGAUGUUUAUCGUGCUCUAUAUAUCAUCUAGCAGUGGUGGAUAUGAAUUACGUCAAAAGAAAGUACUGCUUUGGACAUAAUUACAUUUUGAAAUACCUUAUAGUUAGUACAUUAUGAUAAUUUAUAUCGCCGAAAAGACUGCAUUAUAAGAACAAGCCACUUUCAAGCUGAAAGCAUUUUAAGUCAGAAAUCGGGAAAAAAUAUAAGAACAUUGAGCCGGGUCAAAAAAAAUGAGUAUGUGUGUCUGUCAUAUUUUUAGUAAAACCGAAAACCUACAACUGUCAAACAUCUCCAGUUGAUGCCUGCAUUUACAGUGGCUCCAUACUGCAGCAGUUGUACCAUUUCAUUGUAAUAUUUAAAAAAGUUAUCAAGAAACAUCAAUAGGCUCUGGAAACUUUACAUCUCAGUGGCACUUGGCUUUAUCGCAUAAUCCAGAUUCCAGAUUUAUGAUAUCAGUGAAUGAAUAAUAAAUAUAUUUGUUAUCGCCA
Molecule: messenger RNA, 2221 nt
Organism: Xenia sp. Carnegie-2017
Lineage: Eukaryota; Metazoa; Cnidaria; Anthozoa; Malacalcyonacea; Xeniidae
Product: acidic fibroblast growth factor intracellular-binding protein B-like
Exons: 9
Coding region: 200-1297 (365 amino acids)
Cellular component (GO): nucleus
Source: RefSeq, a predicted model, not a curated record